AUGACCACAAUCUCGACCGUUAGGCCCAUCACCCACAUUCCAUCGGCUAGAAUCCCCAACCACAAUUCAAAUCCCAGCUUUCCCCAAAAGCACCUAUGCCUCUCCCUCUUAAGUGCCAUCUCCUCCAUGCGCCAGCUCGUACAAAUCCACUCUUACCUCAUCACUUCCGGCCUUUUCUUCAAAGAUAAAUUUCUAGUCAGUGAAACCCUCCGUUUCUGUUCCCUUCACCCCUCCGGCGACCUCUCCCACGCCCGAACCCUUCUUCUCCAUAGCCCGAGCCCGAUGUCCUCAUCAUGGAACCAUGUCAUUCGAGGACUAUGCCUUAAUUCAUCCUCAGCUGAUGCUGUCGCUGUUUUUCUCGAGAUGCGCCGGCGAGGGGCAAGGCCAAAUGAGUUAACCUAUCCGUUUGUAAUCAAGUCAUGUGCUAAAUUACUAGACCUUUGUGUUGGGAGGCAAGUUCAUGCCGAUUCCAUCAAGAAUGCUGCGGGAUCUGUUGUUUAUGUUGGAAACACAUUGAUGCAUUUAUAUGGAUUUUGUGGGGAGGUCCAUGAUGCACGAAGGAUGUUUGAUGGAAUGUCUCACAGAACAAUGAUUUCGUGGAACACGAUUUUAAAUAUCUAUGUUGAUAGUUUGAUGAUUGAAGAAGCAAUGAAAUUGUUUUGCAAGAUAAUGGAUAGUGGAUUAGGAUCGGAUCAGACAACCUACAUUAUUUUGCUUUCUGCUUCUUCUUUGAUGGGAAGCUUGGGGCUAGGGAGAUGGGUUCAUAGCCAGAUCAUUUGCAGAGAGAUUGAAGUUAGCCUGAAGUUAGGCACAGCGCUGGUGCACAUGUAUGCGAAAUGUGGAGCUCUGGAUUUUGCUUCUAUGAAAUUUGAAAGAAUGCCAGUAAAGAAUGUAUGGACUUGGAGUGCAAUGAUCCUUGGUUUUGCUCAACAUGGUCGUGCACAUGAAGCACUCAAUCUAUUUAAGCAUAUGAAGAAUUCUUUGAUAAAGCCUAAUUAUGUAACAUUUCUGGGAGUACUCUGUGCUUGCAGUCAUGUUGGCUUGGUCCAUGAUGGCUACCGAUUCUUCCAUGAAAUGGUUCAUGUUCACAGCAUCAAACCUCAGAUGUCUCAUUACAGUGCCAUGGUUGAUGUCCUCGGCCGGAAAGGUCUUCUUCUUGAAGCUUACAAUUUCAUCAAAAGCAUGCCUAUGGAUCCUGAUGCUGUCGUUUGGAGAACUCUUCUCAAUGCUUGCCAGUUACACAUUACUAGAGAUGGGCAUGGUAUUGGAGAGGCUGCAAAGAAGAUUUUGCUUGCGCUUGAACCAAACAGAUGUGGAAACUAUGUUAUUGUUGCCAACAUGUAUUCUGAACUUGGAUCGUGGGAGGAGGCUGCGAAGGUUCGAAAGAUAAUGAGAGAAGAAGGCCUGAAGAAGAUGGCGGGAGAGAGCUGCAUUGAGAUUAGUGGGUCAAAUUAUAGGUUUCUAUCUGGGUAUGAUUCUUCGGUUGAAAGUGAGGGACUCUACCAAUUGAUACAUGGGAUGCAUUUGAACAUGAAAAAGUUUGGUAUUGCAGAUUCCAAUACUCGUAUACAACUUCAAAAACUUGUAUUUGAAUAUUGAAAUCAAACUGUUAAUCUCUAAUGAGGAUGUUCCAGCUUUCUAUCAUUGAGUGCAUUCCAGUGGACCGGGCAUGAUAAAUAUGAUCUCUAGUCAACACCCAUUGGAGCAUCAUGUCAUGCUUCACUUCUUUUAUUGCAAUAAUUGAAUGAACCCAUGGAGUGCAAAUAUUCUAAUCUUCGAGUUCCAUGAGAUGAAAUUCCUUGUGCCUUUAUGCUUGCAACAAUUGCUGUUGCUCCACAGAUUCCAGCGUCUUGAGUUUAUCUGCAAUCAGUGAAUGGUUAACGGAUUGUCAAGAGCAAGGUUUCCUUGAUGAGUUGAAUGAUUGUAGUUAUAUACCAGAGAGUUGAAUACCGGUACCGAGCAAUGAAGGGUUUGGUUUUCUAGCCAAACCUCUCUCCAACCACAAACAUUAUGGAUGAAAGCUUAUAUGCCAUUUUGAAGGCUACAUUAUAGAUGUACCUGGAAGAAGAGUGGAUAAGCUCAUCGAAUUUCCAUCUUAAGGGCCAUAAUAGAGAAUCCAAGAAAUUUGACAAUUGUGUUAUCUUCUAUUUUAUAAAUCAUGAGCUGUUCAUUAAAUAUAAA
Dendrobium catenatum is the source of this 2181-nucleotide messenger RNA. RefSeq names its product pentatricopeptide repeat-containing protein At2g36730. The coding region runs from base 1 to 1599 and encodes 532 amino acids. The record is from RefSeq and is a predicted model, not a curated record. NCBI's taxonomy places the organism in Eukaryota, Viridiplantae, Streptophyta, Magnoliopsida, Asparagales, Orchidaceae. Gene Ontology annotation, molecular function: protein binding; RNA binding. The transcript has 2 exons. Gene Ontology annotation, biological process: RNA modification.